Molecule: messenger RNA, 2764 nt
Organism: Exaiptasia diaphana
Lineage: Eukaryota; Metazoa; Cnidaria; Anthozoa; Actiniaria; Aiptasiidae
Product: alpha-(1,3)-fucosyltransferase 6-like
Exons: 2
Coding region: 316-1938 (540 amino acids)
Cellular component (GO): membrane
Molecular function (GO): alpha-(1->3)-fucosyltransferase activity
Source: RefSeq, a predicted model, not a curated record
CAGAGCACUAGUGAGAGACGAGCCUGCUUACAAAAUAUAUAUAAAUAUUGCCCGGCCGGAUUGUGAAAUAAACCAGGCCCUCGGCGGUGAUAGGCCAGUGCCUUCCACUGGAUCACCCAUGUUCCAAUGUAAUAACCGUCUCCUUUUCAUUCUACCCUCUCCAGACUCCAGCAAGUKCUCUUGAACAUUUGGACCAACCGCAGUGCACAGACCUGCUGCCAUAACAUCGAACACAGUUAAAUACACCAUUUUAUAUUCAUUGCUCAUAGCGAUCGUUUUGGCGCUGGCUGUUAAGGGUACCAAAAUUCAGCUGCUAUGCUGUCUAAGAAGCUACGUUUCUGGAUUGUGCUCUUUCUCUUGUCACAAAUGGCUAUCAUUUCGAUGUACAUAAAAUUUGUUACGGACCACAAACUUAACACAAACUGUGCAGAUGGACAAAAUUGCUUACWAACGAAGAUUGAAAUAACGAAUGUCAAGCGUUCAUGGCCUCCAUCGAGGGAUAUCACUCAAGACUACUUUCCACCACGCCAUUUAAAAAAGGAAAUUCUCAAGGGGACGCCUUCUAAUAGACUUCAUCUAUCAGGAAAUAUUGAAUUGCCAUCGAUUCAAUCUGUAGCAAAGUUUCGGGAAUCUAGUCCAGAAAAUCCUGUGGUAAAUGGUUUCAAGAAGCAAAAUGAUAGCAAUAUUCCAACAUCCAGGAGAACCUCSCCCACAUUAAGCMCUCCAUCGAARGAAUAUGUACACAAGAAGCUUAUUAAAACUCCUCAAUUUUCUGCAGUUAGUUCAUUGCACYACUUAGAAACSCUAMAAUCUACCAAGUUUAUGAAAAUAGAAAAAAGAAUAGCGAGAACUAAGCCAAMAUCAUUUCCUAAAAAUUUMCAUAUUUCAAAUACARAUACAAAACAUGUGCAAAGGAACGACAAAGUAAAAACCAUAUUACUCUAUACACCAUACUUCGGUAGAACCCCAUGGCCUCAUCCUGGAUUCGAGGCUGAAAUGUUAUUCCAGGAAAAUAAUGGCUCACGCUGUGCACAGGCUUGUAGGAUUACUUAUUCACGUGAAAAGUUGGGGGAAAGUGAUGCUGUGRUUUUUCAUGCAAAUGACAUUGGGAUUGUCGGCGAUUUAAAAUUAUUAAGUCAAUUCCGAACACAAACACAAAGGUGGAUAUAUUUAUCACUUGAAAAUCCAAURCACWCGCCCAGCUCUCCUCACUUUAAUGGAAUAUUCAACUGGACUAGUACAUACCGAACAGAUUCRGAUGUCCAUAUGCCUUAUAAUAACUACCAAAAGAUUCUUCCCAAUGAGAUUCCCGAGGGACACUUCAAUAAAAACUAUGCUAAAGGAAAAAACAAACUCGUAGCAUGGGCUGUGGCUCACUGYGGAGUCCGAAGGGAUCUGAUAGUUAAAAAACUCUUGAAGUWUAUCAAUGUAACCGUGUUUGGACCAUGYAGCUCACGUUUUCAGCAGAAUUWUCGAUACGGGUGUCCGCGUGGGACYAAGGAAUGCUCAAAGACUUUUAGAACUUUUAAGUUUUACCUGUCAUUUGAAAAYGCAUUAUGUAAGGACUACGUGACYGAAAAAUACUGGGAGACACCGCUGGAACAUGAGAUGGUUCCAAUUGUAUUUGGGUCAAAUUAUAACGAUAGAAAUACUAUUCCUGGUUCUUAUAUUAAUGUCUGGGAUUUCCAAUCAAUAGAGGCUCUAGCAGACUAUAUCACAUAUCUGGACAAAAAUGACACGGCAUACAACGCGUACUUCCAAUGGAAAAGCCGCUACAAAGUGCAAAAUCAUUCGUGGAGGUGYAUGCUGUGUAACAAGCUGUACAACGAAGCUUCACAGCCAAAAGUMUAUGAGAACUUUCCUGCAUUUUGGAGCCGCGAGACGAACUGUAAUUCUGGYGAACUUGUKGAGAAGUUCCACGCUUUGAUUAAUAGCUAAACUAAGCUAAUUAAGGUAUCGGAACCUGGAACACCAUUACAAAUUCAAAACGUUCCAUGGAAAGCUACUUUCGAAGCCAAUCAUUAAGUUAAAUCAAGUUUUCAUAUAAUUCGCCUUACCAUUUCUUUCACUUUGCUUCGGAUCUGUAUUUAAACAGCUUUAYAUCGUCUGUCUUAAUCCACGUACCAUUAUGCAUUUUGUAGAUAGGCGUCUCAGCUUUUUCUCUCAUAUACAGCAACCUCAACCACAGUCCCAACCCCACUAACCCGAUACACAUGCAACACGAAAUACAACAUAUCUACAAUAGCACAAAAGGACCUUAACGAAGAUGAUUGUUCAUCGUUCCAGCAAACAAAUUGCGCACAGUUUUGGGUUGUAUGUCUUCUUAUUGGCACACUUUUUACGUCAUAAAAUGUUAAAACCUCAAGUGGACCCACGAGCGAAGUGAGACGAGAUGGUGUCGGCACAGUGUGCAUGUCCUUUUAUUUAUAAACACACUCUUAUCAGCCAAUCAGCGCGCGAGAAUAUACACAAGUGUGGUAAAGUUUACUUUUGCACCUGUCUUUACCAAAGUGUACCUCAUYACCGGAUAUCGUAGGGACGUCAUAGACUUGCACUCAAAAAUCGUCCAGAUCGUUAUAUUAGUAAUAUUACAAUUUAUUUUCAAAACAUAACAACAGCAGCAGAAGCGCGAAUUGGACUAAAUGUAGUUAUGGCCCUUUAAAUCCCGCUUUAAAAGCUGAAUAUCAUAAAUCAUCUCAUUGUAUAAAUAUGUCAUUUUCAUAGGUAUAGAAAUUUUGAUCCAUUAAAAUCAUUAUAGUAAGAA